AACAAGAAUAGAAUCACACUUUCCAGAAUUCCCAAGAAGCACCAUAAACGAAGAACCGGACGCGACGAUGCCCCAGUAACGAUGGUAACGAUGACACCAGAACGACGGCGAAAUGCCGUUACGACAACACCACAAACUUAUCUUUUUACGAAGCGCAAAUACCCGACAAAAUAUAAUGCGACCAAUAAGACCUCUCCAAAUAUCUAA
Molecule: messenger RNA, 207 nt
Organism: Dentiscutata erythropus
Lineage: Eukaryota; Fungi; Glomeromycota; Glomeromycetes; Diversisporales; Gigasporaceae
Source: the annotation of a GenBank genome assembly